AUGUUCUCUUGUUUUGGGACGACUCAAUUACACGUGGAUGGUCCCAUCAUAAUCUUCUUGGUCAAAGAGCGUGUUUUGGUUGAGGGAAACAAACGGGAGAUUAAGGAUUUCGAAGUUUUGUACAGUAGAUCGGUAGGUGAAGUUCGUUGUAUUUGUUGUUGCUUUAAUUUUUAUGGAUAUCUAUGCCGGCAUGCAUUGUGUGUACUCAACUUUAAUGGGGUGGAAGAGAUUCCUCCUAAGUACAUUCUUUCAAGGUGGAAGAAAGAUUACAAGCGCCUUUAUAAUCCUGAUCACAACUCAGAUAGUUCUGAUAGUAUUGGCAGUAUUCAGUUGUGUAAUAAGUUAUUUAAAAGUGUCCUACAAGUUGUGGAGGAGGGAAUGAUUUCUGGAGACCAUUACAAUGUAGCGUUGCAGGCUUUUGAAGAAUCACUUAAUAAGGUUCAUGACAUAGAACAGAGACACGAGUAA
Molecule: messenger RNA, 468 nt
Organism: Vicia faba (fava bean)
Lineage: Eukaryota; Viridiplantae; Streptophyta; Magnoliopsida; Fabales; Fabaceae
Source: the annotation of a GenBank genome assembly